AUGGCAAAUUCCGAAAGAGCUGAAGAGCUGCAGGAAAAUUAUCAGAGAAAUGGAACGCUGCAUGGAGUAGCUAAAGUGAGACAGCAAGCUGUUGGACCUAUAGAGAUAUUUCGCUUUGCUGAUGGACUGGACAUCCUGUUCAUGAUUUUGGGAUUGUUGGCAUCACUGGUGAAUGGAGCUUGUCUUCCUGUAAUGUCACUAGUUUUAGGAAAAACAAGUGAUAAGCUAAUUAGCGGUUGUCUAAUCAGAACUAACACAACAAAUUAUCAGAGCUGUAAUCAGUCCCAAGAGAAGUCGACUGAAGAUACGGUGCAGUUGACACUGUAUUAUACUGGAAUAGGGCUGACUGCCUUGGUUUUUGGCUACAUGCAGAUUUCUUUUUGGGUUAUAACUGCAGCACGACAGACCAAGAGAAUUAGAAAACAGUUUUUUCAUUCAAUUUUGGCACAGGACAUCAGCUGGUUUGAUGGCUGUAACAUCAGUGAACUGAAUGCUCGCAUGACUGAGGACAUCAACAAAAUCCACGAUGGUAUUGGAGACAAGUUCGCCCUGUUGUUUCAAAACAUGGCUACUUUUUCUAUUGGCCUAACGAUUGGGUUCGUGAAGGGCUGGAAACUCACUCUGGUGACUCUGUCCACGGCUCCACUUAUAAUGGCUUCAGCAGCAAUGUGCUCUAGGAUGGUCAUCUCACUCACCAGUAAGGAAUUAAGUGCCUAUUCCAAAGCUGGGGCUGUAGCAGAAGAAGCCUUAUCAUCAAUCCGAACAGUCAUAGCCUUUGGAGGUCAAGACAAAGAAAUUCAAAGGUAUACACAGAAUCUUAAAAAUGCGAAGGACGUUGGUAUAAAAAAAGCUAUCGUUUCAAAACUGUCUCUUGGUGCUGUGUACUUCUUUAUGAAUGGAACCUAUGGACUUGCUUUUUGGUAUGGAUCCUCUUUGAUUCUUAGUGGAGAACCCGGUUAUACCAUCGGGACUGUCCUUGCUGUCUUCUUCAGUGUAAUCCACAGUAGUUACUGCAUUGGAGCAGCGGUCCCUCACCUUGAGACCUUCACUAUAGCACGAGGAGCCGCCUUUAAUGUUUUCCAGGUUAUUGAUAAGAAACCUACUAUUGAUAACUUUUCAACAACUGGAAGUAAGCCUGAAUACAUUGAAGGAAAUGUGGAAUUUAAAAAUGUUACUUUCAGUUAUCCGUCAAGACCAUCUAUCAAGAUUCUGAAGGGCCUGAAUCUCAAAAUUAACUCUGGAGAGACCAUAGCCUUGGUUGGCAGCAAUGGCAGUGGCAAGAGUACAGCAGCCCAGCUUCUGCAGAGGUUAUAUGAUCCCAAUGAUGGCUCGAUCACGGUAGAUGAAAAUGACAUCAGAGACCUUAAUGUGCGGCAUUACCGAAAACUUAUUGGAGUGGUCAGUCAGGAGCCUGUUUUGUUUGGGACUACGAUUAGUAACAACAUUAAAUACGGACGAGAUGGUGUAACUGAUGAAGAGAUUGAGAAGGCAGCAAAGGAAGCAAAUGCUUAUGAUUUUAUCAUGGAGUUUCCUGAUAAAUUUAAUACCUUAGUAGGAGAGAAAGGAGCUCAAAUGAGCGGAGGACAGAAACAGAGAAUCGCAAUUGCUCGAGCUUUAGUUCGAAACCCCAAGAUUCUGAUCUUAGAUGAGGCUACAUCUUCCCUAGACACAGAAAGCGAAUCAAUUGUUCAAGCUGCACUGGAGAAGGCAAGCAAAGGUCGGACUACAAUUGUGAUAGCACACCGGCUAUCUGCUAUUCGGAACGCUGAUCUGAUUGUGGCCAUAAAAGAUGGGAGGGUGAUAGAAAAAGGGACACAUGCUGAACUAAUGGCAAAAGAAAGUCUAUAUUAUUCACUUGCAAUGUCACAGGAUAUUCAAAAAGUUGAUGAAGAAAGGGAACCUGUGACUUCCUCUGCCGAAAGACAUAGUGAUUCAAGUCCUCCAUGCUCUGGGAAUAUCACCAAGCCAGACUUAAAACCAGGUUUUGCUGACAAGUCUGAGGAAUCCACCCAAAAAAAAGAGACUGAUAUUCCUGAAGUUUCUCUACUAAAAAUCAUGAAAUUAAAUAAGUCUGAAUGGCCUUUUGUGGUUCUGGGAACAUUAGCUUCUGUUCUAAAUGGAAUUGUUCAUCCAGUGUUUUCCAUCAUCUUUGCAAAAAUUCUAACUGUCUUUGGAAAGGAUGAUAAAACCACAUUAAAGCAUGAGACAGAGACUUAUUCCAUGAUAUUUGUCAUUUUGGGUGCUAUUUGCUUUGUCAGUUACUUCAUGCAGGGACUGUUUUUUGGCAAAGCAGGAGAAAUAUUAACAAUGAGAUUAAGACACCUGGCAUUUAAAGCCAUGUUACACCAGGAUCUCUCCUGGUUUGAUGAUAAGGAAAACAACACAGGUGCCCUGACGACAGUAUUAGCUGUAGAUAUAGCACAAAUUCAAGGAGCAACAGGUUCAAGACUGGGUGCCAUAAUACAAAAUACAACCUGUAUGGGCCUGUCCGUUAUCAUUGCUUUCGUAUAUGGAUGGGAGAUGACACUCUUGAUUCUGAUUAUUGCUCCAGUCCUUGCUUUGACUGGAAUUAUUGAAACUGCAGCAAUGACUGGAUUUGCCAACAAGGAUAAACAAGAACUUAAACGUGCUGGAAAGAUAGCAACUGAAGCUGUGGAGAAUAUACGUACUGUAGUGUCGUUAACAAGAGAAAAAGCCUUUGAGCGAACGUAUGAUAAGAUGCUUCAGACUCAACACAGAAAUGCCUUGAAGAAAGCCCAGAUCUUUGGAGGCUGCUAUGCAUUCAGUUAUGCCUUUGUCUAUUUUAGCUAUGCAGCAGGGUUCCGACUUGGAGCCUAUUUAAUUCUGGCUGGACGAAUGACCCCUGAGGGCAUAUUCGCAAUUUUUACCGCGAUUGCAUAUGGAGCUAUGGCCAUUGGAGAAACACUUGUUUGGGCACCUCAACAUUCCAAAGCCAAAUCAGGGGCUGCACAUCUGUUUGCUUUGUUGGAAAAGAAGCCAACCAUAGACAGCUACAGUCAAAAAGGGAAAAAACCAGAUACAUGUGAAGGGAAUAUAGAAUUUCGAGAAGUCUCCUUCUUCUAUCCAUGCCGCCCCGAUGUCCUCGUUCUUCAGGACUUAUGCCUCAGUGUCAAGUCAGGGAAGACAGUAGCCUUGGUUGGGAGCAGUGGCUGUGGGAAAAGCACUUCCGGUCAGCUUCUGUUGCGGUUCUAUGAUCCCCUCAAAGGACAAGUGCUCUUUGAUGGUGUGGAUGCAAAGGAUUUGAACGUACAGUGGCUGCGUUCCCAAAUAGCAAUUGUUUCUCAGGAGCCGGUACUCUUCAACUGCAGCAUUGCUGAGAACAUUGCCUACGGUGAUACCAGCCGUGUUGUGCCCCUGGAUGAGAUAAAAGAAGCAGCAAAUGCAGCAAAUAUCCACUCCUUUAUUGACUCUCUCCCCGAGAAAUACAACACACAAGUUGGGCUGAAAGGAGUACAGCUUUCUGGUGGCCAAAAACAAAGAAUAGCUAUUGCUAGGGCUCUUCUUCGAAAACCAAAAAUUUUAUUGUUGGAUGAGGCCACUUCAGCCCUUGACAACGAGAGUGAAAAGGUGGUACAGCAUGCCCUGAAUAAAGUGAGGAGAGGGCGGACGUGCCUAAUGGUGGCUCACAGACUUUCCACAAUACAGAAUGCAGACUUGAUCGUGGUUCUGCACAAUGGAAAAAUCAAGGAACAGGGAACUCAUCAAGAGCUGCUGAGAAAUCGAGACGUGUACUUUAAGUUAGUGAACGCACAGUCAAUGCAGUGA
Molecule: messenger RNA, 3786 nt
Organism: Chrysochloris asiatica (Cape golden mole)
Lineage: Eukaryota; Metazoa; Chordata; Mammalia; Afrosoricida; Chrysochloridae
Product: multidrug resistance protein 1-like
Exons: 27
Coding region: 1-3786 (1261 amino acids)
Biological process (GO): transmembrane transport
Cellular component (GO): membrane
Molecular function (GO): ATP binding; ABC-type transporter activity; ATP hydrolysis activity
Source: RefSeq, a predicted model, not a curated record